AGCUCAUCAGCUCAACAGCUCUCCAGCUCCGCAAUGAGCUGAUGAGCUGCGUUGUUUUGAUUGUGAGCCGAUCCGAAUCCGCUCACUAUGAUGAAGCGAUUCGAAUGAACAGCUCAUGAGCGGAUGGCACAUCUCUAGUCUGCAGCCAAACACAUCAGCUCGAGGCCAUAGGUGAGGCGGCUGCUGAUGAUAGCUUUGGCGGAGUUGUGAACUUGGCAAUGGUCGCAGAGCAGAUGGAAAGGUCCAUGUGAGACUAAGCUGUGACCGGUCCUCAGUCUGGACAGGAUUCGUUGUGCUCAUUCUUUUCUCGUCGUUGAACCUAACAGUCGAGCCCUUGAUUUUUGAUCCCUUAAUUUGUGAUCCACAACUUCACGUCAUCCAGCGGCCCUUUCCGAGUGAAAAACAGUCCAAUGUGACCGAUUCCGGCGAAUCGGUCGGCCGCUUCAUUCCCUGCGUUGCCGUUGUGUCCGGGGACCUACAUGAGCACAGUGUCGGGCAAUAGGUACUUCCUGAUGGCCUGUACCCAUGGAUGUUUGGACCUGGUCGCAGAUUGCAUCAAUGGUGCUCGCCGAAUCGGAGACGACCAACAACGGCUUGGAAGAUGAAAUUGUGGUUGCCUCGAAGAUGCCGGCCAUCUCGGCCGAAAAGACCUGGCAGAUGUCCGCGAGUUUCUUGCUGGAAAUCAGACUAUUAUUACUAUCGCUUACUCCAAAUCCAACUCCUGACGCAUCUGUACCUUUCCAGAUAAAUUUGUACGUGUGGCAACACUGGUUGCCAGAGUUUUUUGGAGCUUGUCUGCAGCCAACUCCCUCAGGCAGAACCUGGAACAGACUAUUUAUGGCGACGAGGAAGAUUGUGCCGGCAAGAACAGAACCUUUCAAUCACAAUUCAAACGAUUAGUAUCGUGCAUUCAAAAAGAAGCAGCAGGAUGGCCAGUCAGUCGGCGGAUGUGCAGAUUAAAACGGAAGGAACCGAGAUCCAAUCGUAUCUGGAAUCGUUCAACAAGGAAAUCGACGAGGGUGACGGAGAAAACACCCCCGAUGGCGACGAAGGAGAUGAGGAGGAGGGCGGAUGUUACUUCGUGGAUCAGUGCGGUAAUUAUUACUAUCAGGCUAGUAAGGACUCGGAACCGGUGCUGACUACGGCACCACCUGACGCGGAAAUCGAGGAAGUUGAGGAGGAGUAUGAUGAGGAAGUGGAGACCGUCCCUGUCGAAGCCAAACUUGAGUCCGAUACGAAGGAAGUGGGAUAUGUUCUGAUUGUUCAGGGAGAUGACAGCAAGGAGGACGUCGAGGGUAUUGAUGAGGAAAAUAUUGAAGAAGAAAACGUUUAUGAUUUCGAGGAAGCGGAGGGCAGCGGAACGGAUUUAAAGCCACAUGUCAGCAAACCAUCCAGAACCAAAACUCAGACCUCUGGAGGACUCUCGCAUAUGUGUAAUUAUUGCAACUACACCACAAAUAAACGGUUUCUGUUGGCACGUCAUAUGAAAUCCCAUUCAGAGGAUCGGCCGCAUAAAUGUUCUGUUUGUGAGCGAGGAUUCAAAACGAUUGCAUCGUUGCAGAACCACGUCAAUACCCACACUGGUACAAAACCUCAUCAUUGCAAGCAUUGUGAUAGCAAUUUCACCACAUCCGGUGAGCUGGUGCGACACGUGCGUUAUCGCCACACACAUGAAAAGCCGCAUAAAUGUCCGGAAUGCGAUUACGCAAGUGUCGAGCUGAGUAAACUUAAGCGUCACAUUCGUUGUCACACGGGAGAGCGACCCUAUCAGUGUCCGCAUUGUACCUACGCAUCGCCAGAUACGUUCAAACUGAAGCGCCAUCUGCGGAUACAUACAGGAGAGAAACCGUAUGAAUGUGACGUUUGUCAUGCCCGAUUUACUCAGUCAAACUCGCUAAAGGCUCACAAAAUGAUUCAUCAAGUUGGAGACAAGCCAGUUUUCCACUGUGAACUGUGUCCCACCACGUGUGGGCGGAAGACAGACCUUCGCAUUCAUGUGCAGAAACUGCACACGGCACUCGAAAAGCCGCUCAAAUGUCGGCGUUGCAACAAAACAUAUCCAGAUCGGUAUACCUAUAAAAUGCACACCAAAACUCACGAAGGUGAGAAAUGUUACAAGUGCGAUCUUUGUCCCUACGCAUCCAUCUCGGCACGUCAUCUUGAGUCGCACAUACUGGUUCAUACCGACCAGAAACCAUAUCAAUGCGACAUUUGCGACCAAUCUUUCCGUCAGAAGCAACUGCUGAGGCGUCACGCCAAUCUGUAUCAUAACCCAGACUACAUUAUCCCAGCACCAAAGGUAAAAACGCACAAAUGUCCCAGCUGUCCGCGUUCCUUCAGACACAAAGGAAAUCUCAUCCGACAUAUGGCUUUGCAUGAUCCCGAUUCGUCGGCCCGGGAGCAACAGAUAGCUCUGAAGGAAGGACGUCAGAAACGAUUGAAUAUAAGCGUGCAGGAAGGUGAAGGGGACAGUGACGAAGAGGGAGAAGAACAAGGCAUGGUAACAGUUCAAGGGGAAGAUGGGCAGUAUGUUGUGCUAGAGGUGAUUCAGCUGCAGGAUGAAGACGAGCAAAAGUCGGCGGCCAAGAAGCGGAAAACCGAUGAAGAAUGUCCAGAAGAAUCAGAGCAGGAAGAGGAGGAACCGGAAACUGGUGACGAAGAAGAAGAAGAAGAGGAGUUCAUACUGAAUGAGGACUUCACGGAAGAAAUGUUAAUAUCGACCCUUCAGUCCCCAUCCAGGCGUGGGCGCUUCAACAGCACAACAGUUUCGCAGUCUAAAGCCGCGUCUAAAGAUAUGACUAACUGUUUUGGUUUUGACGAAGAGGAAGGGGACGAGGAUAGCGGCGCGGAAAACAAAGAAACCAUCACUUUGCUACGCUAAGUUAGCUAAUUUAAUACUUUUAAAGUAUUUGAAUAAGUUGAAAUUCAGCUAAACCGUUUAUAUCUUGCGAACUGAAGACAUCUCUAGUCUCCAAAAUAUACACAGCACAUCAGUUUGCACGGCUGCAUAUGAUUUGCUGACUUAUUUGAGUCUUGCUCUGAUGGUUGUGUUCAGAGAAGUUUAUCCUGUACAAAAUUUAGAUUAAGUUGAUUAUCUUUUAGUGGAAGAUAGUUUUAAGCUACUGUAUAUUUCUUAUACACAUUCGGUUAGUUCAACUAUCACUCGGUUCUUAUGAAACUAAACAAUACUAACGGAUUAUGCGUCGCUCUA
This is a messenger RNA of Toxorhynchites rutilus septentrionalis, 3211 nucleotides long. RefSeq names its product transcriptional repressor CTCF-like. Gene Ontology annotation, biological process: regulation of transcription by RNA polymerase II. Gene Ontology annotation, molecular function: DNA-binding transcription factor activity; RNA polymerase II cis-regulatory region sequence-specific DNA binding. The transcript is spliced from 6 exons. The coding region runs from base 929 to 2881 and encodes 650 amino acids. The record is from RefSeq and is a predicted model, not a curated record. NCBI's taxonomy places the organism in Eukaryota, Metazoa, Arthropoda, Insecta, Diptera, Culicidae.